CAGGAAGCAUCAAUGCGCAUGUGCAUCGAAAUGGUAUUUUCUUGAAAGGUGAAUUGUACCAGUAUAACGUUUCAAUAAUAAUAAUAAUAAUAAUAAUAAUAAUAAAACACUCAAUCUUCUGAGUUGGGUUACCAGCAAGGAUUAAUCAGAGCAAUACGGAAAGGAGCCUGGCAUUAGAAACAAAGAAAAUUACAUAAAAAGUCCGCCGGAACAGCGGGGAAGUACCAAAAGGAAUUCCCCCUACACCGUUUUGGAAUAUUAUUAAUUUCGCAAUUUAAUGUUCAUAUAUGUUUAAUUGCAUUGAUUUGCCAGUUGUAGAUAUUAGUUACCGUUUGCGUACAGGUACUGUAGUGUAAUAUUAUUGUUAUAGAAGGUGUUUUAUUUAUAGAGGUGAAUUUCUGUCCCAACACAUUUGGCAUGCAAGCGGAAUAGUUCAUCAACGUACUAUGUCUUCCCACAGCAGCUUCAACAGCACAGAAACACCGAACCACGGAUAUAAUCAAAGAGAAGAGAUGAUGGAACAAAUCAAGAUGGAAAACGCAAUGCUUAAAACCAAACUACAAAGCUAUACAACUUUGAGCACUUUCUACCACGAAACACGGCUGGAACUGGCCAGAAUGAACCAUCACGUCCGCGUACAAGACAAUAUAAUCGGGGACCUAAAGGCGAGGCUAGCAAGAUACGAAAACGCCACUGUUCAUGUGGGAGAAGAGGGGCCACUGGUUUUUGGACCUUCAAAGUCCUUAUUCGAGAAUCUGUGUAAGGAAAUCAGCAAACUUAAACAGCAACAGAAAGAGACUGAAAGAAGUUCCGAACAGCAGUUGGAAACAAUGAAACUAGAGCUUCAGAAACUGCAAAAGGACUUGAGAGAAAAAGAUGAAGAAAUGCAGAGAAUGACAAGCAGAACUCCACAUGAGAAAGACCUGGAGAUUUUGCGGCUCCAGGGAGUUCUAGCAGAGAAGGAAAGGGUCCAGGCAACCAGGGAGGUGCUGUGUCAUUCCCUCACUGAUGAGGCAGAGCAGCUCCGGGCUCAGCUGGCUGCCACAGUGGAAGUAUGUCAGCAGGUAUCACAAAGACUGGAGGGUAAACAGAAGAAACAUCCUGAAUCCGUGGAUGAACAGAUUCAUACAGAACAAUCUAGCAAGCUUCAGUGUACAAACUCUAAUGAGACUGCUCAUCUUAAAGCUAUAGUAUGCCAGCUACAGGAAGAAAAUAAAACUUUACAGCAGAAAGUGGUUCAUGUAGAAAGCUUGAAUGCCAAGUGGCAGAAGUAUGAUGCUAGCAGGGAAGAGUAUGUGAAAGGACUGUGUCAGAAACUGAAAGUGAAUUCAAAGCAGGGCUUUGGCUCAGUGCAGACCAACAUGGACAUGAUGCAGCAGGAGAUCCUGAGGCUUAACCGGCUUUUGGAAGACAAGAUGAAGGAAUGCAACAGGUUCAGCAGAGACCUGGAGGAAACCAGGAAAACAGACAGAGAACGCAUCCAAACACUUGAACAACAGGUUCUUAUUUAUAAAGAUGAUUUUAAGUUUGAGCGAGCUGAUCGAGAGAGGGCACAAAGCAAAAUACAAGAUCUUCAGGAAGAUAUAGUCCGUUUAGAGCUGCAGCUGAGAAGACAGGAUUCAGGCGAUCAAGCUGCCCCCGUCAGAAUACACAUUGGCAAUAGGAACCUUAUGCACAUAGAGAUGGAUGCUGCUGAAGUGUUGCUGGACAAUAGCCCUGAUCAAUCAGGAGCAAACAGAUCAAGCUCCCAGUCGACUCAAGAUUCUCCAGCAGCAAACAGGACUUGAAGAUCAGAGCACAGAGCACAGACUGACUUACAGUGUCCACGAUGAACAGAUGACUGCAUUUCUAAAACAUUGUACAGAAUGUGCUGAACUAUAAAGCAAAGAAACAAAGAAACUGUCCAAGGAGACAAUAUACAACCACUGACGUAACAGCACUACUUUGAAUGGUUUCAAAUACCUGUUACAAUGCUAUUGUCAGAAAUAGCUACAGUCUUGCUGCUUUUACAACAUCCUUUUAACUGUUGUGUAGUUUCCUACUUCUUUGUGUCUUCAGUACUCCAAAAUAGCACCGUAUACAGCUAUUUACUGGAGUUGAGGCAUAGUUGAAAAAGUGACAGAUAGUGGGUUACAUGACCCAAAGUUACAGGCUAUAAUGUGUCAAAAUCUGUUUAAUUAAAACUGCAAUUUCAGAGGGCAGUAGUUCGUUGACAGUUGACUGCUGGAGUGACUAUUGGUCUGUUUUGUGGAUAAUAGCACAUGCUAUUUUUGGUCAUGUGUCACCAUGUUGGUAAACUGAAGCAAAAUUGGUUUCAGUCUGAUUCUAUAAUUUUCUUCUAAUUUAAUAGCUAUUUUUUUCUAUUCCAUCUAUUUAUACUUUUCUGUACUUUAUAUAUCUUUCAUAACAACUCACUAAAACAACAACUGUGUGGUCCAAAAGGCGAGUUGUACUUUUGAGAUUUUAUUGUGAGAACCAACAGCAACAGAUAUUCUCAGAGCACUUGGCUAAUAGUGUUUUAGCCAGAUACAGUAUAUCUCUUAUUCAAAUAAAACGUUAGUGGAAGUUAAUUAUUAUUAUUAUUAUUAUUAUUAUUAUUAUUAUUAUUAUUAUUAUUAUGCUGUCCACAAUAAUCAUGUUUAACUUAUUGCACUUUACUAUAUGAACAUAAUUUAGAUAUUUUAUUAUUCCAUGUAAUCAAAUAAAUGACAAAAUGAUAUUGCAAAAGUUUACUGGAAGCCAUAAUAGUAGUACAGUAUUUCAUGUAAGAUUUUGAAAUGUCACAUUUGUCAGUUAUUUAACUAUAUGGAAAACUACAAAACGGUAUAUAAUUCAAUAUGUUAAUGUGACAUUAUUCAGCAGUUGAUGCUAUAGGGUAAUUCAAAACUUUUGGCCAUAUCUGUACUUCUGUACUUCUACUAAUUCAAAAAUACAGAUUUCGAAUCCUUUCAGAAGUUUGCUGAGUACAGAAAACACAUUUUACACAAGAAUCCUAUUUUUGUCAAUUGUAAAAAAGAAAAAUCGUAUUUUAAGCUAUAAUUAUUUUGAGACUGACAUUUUAAAAUGAUAUUUCUUUGGACUGAAGCCCACACAAUGUGAACACAGAAUAUAAUCACAUUUAUGCAAGGUCCCUAACAAAGUGGAAAUGAGUGCCAGUAUCUGGAGACAUAACUGAAAUGGUCCUAAUUUGGGUGUCUCUGAAAAAACUAUGAAGUAUAGUGUUAAGAACAAAAUAAUCUUCUUGAGUUAUUUUCAAAUUAAGACCGAGUACAGGGGCUUAACUGUAAUCCAAUAUAUACUGUAUAGCAGUCAGACAGUAUUACUAGCACCAUUUACAAACCACUGACUUAACAUGUUAUUUGAUGUGUUUUUUUUUUUGUAAUUUUUGUAGAAUGAUACAUACAUUUGUCAUAAAAUACAAACGUAUUAGGGAUAAUUAAAAUUUUCACAAACAAUGUUUAAUAAUAUUAAUAUUUUUAAACAGUAUUGUUAUUUUUAAAAGAGCAUUUUUAUAAUAAAAAGAAAUACAAUCUA
Molecule: messenger RNA, 3534 nt
Organism: Acipenser ruthenus (sterlet)
Lineage: Eukaryota; Metazoa; Chordata; Actinopteri; Acipenseriformes; Acipenseridae
Product: TNFAIP3-interacting protein 2-like
Exons: 6
Coding region: 447-1787 (446 amino acids)
Biological process (GO): cellular response to lipopolysaccharide; regulation of transcription by RNA polymerase II
Source: RefSeq, a predicted model, not a curated record